AUGGGCAUAUACCUAGGAAGCGGAUGUACAUUCCAAGAUUUACAUUAUUCAUUCAAACUAGGGGCUUCAACGGUUGGAAAUAUUGUUAGAGAAGUUUGCAAUGUAGUAUGGGAAGAACUUGCUCAUAUCCAAAUGCCAUCUAUGACAGAGGAGAUGUGGAAAGAUACGGCAGCCAAGUUCGAACAACGUGCUAAUUUCCCCCAUUGUUUAGGAGCGAUAGACGGGAAGCAUAUCCGUAUUAUAAAGCCAACAGGAACUGGAAGUCAAUAUUUUAACUACAAACAUUACUUCUCAAUUGUCUUGCUAGCAAUCGUUGAUUCUAACUAUAAAUUUGUAUACGUCGAUAUAGGAUCAUUUGGAAAAGAUUCAGACUCUACGAUUUUUAAAAAUUCAACAUUUUGGAAUCUGCUACAAAAAAAUGAACUUAAUAUUCCUGAAAGUUGUCCAAUAUUGAAUACUAGUAUCAAUGCAGAUUAUGUUUUUGUAGGAGAUGAGGCAUUUGGUCUUUCUCAACAUGUUUUACGUCCUUAUGGAGGAAGGAAUUUAACAAAAAAUAAGCGUAUAUUUAAUUAUCGUUUGUCUCGUGCACGAAGGUAUGUCGAAUGUGCGUUUGGGAUACUAUCCAAUAAAUGGAGAAUUUUUCAUCGACCAAUGAAUGUUACAACUGAAUUAGCAGUGGAUAUUACAAAAGCGUGUUGCGUUCUACACAACUAUGUACGCGAAAAAAAUGGAAUUAAUUUUCAAGAUACUCUGUCUAUUGACGGAUUUGAUGAUGUAAACACUACAUAUUCUGACCGUGGCACACGAUCAGCGAGUGAUAUGAGAAAUACAUUUGCUGAUUAUUUUUCUUCAGUUGGAGCUGUACCUUGGUAG
This is a messenger RNA of Myzus persicae (green peach aphid), 873 nucleotides long. RefSeq names its product protein ALP1-like. The transcript has 2 exons. The coding region runs from base 1 to 873 and encodes 290 amino acids. Lineage: Eukaryota; Metazoa; Arthropoda; Insecta; Hemiptera; Aphididae. The record is from RefSeq and is a predicted model, not a curated record.